GGCGGAAUCCGCGCAGUCUCCGAAUGGCCGCUGAGAGAGCACCGGAAGCGAUGCCUGUUCCUUAAGUCAGCGACGACGCUAGUUGACCCACCAAGCACCACAACUUAGUUGGCCGCAGUUGGACGUGGCUGCCCCCCACCCCGCGGCAGCGCAAUCCCCGCCAGGCGCGAAGGCGUGGCCAUAAAGUGCGCUUGCGCUGAGCCCUGGGCGGAGCCUUCCCCGAGGACUGCGUGUGCGCCCCCUGGCUGUGUAGAUCCUGAGCGGCAGUUUGGCUUCACACCGCGAGGCACGUUCGGACUGCGCCUGCGUGUGACGUCAUCCCGGGGCGGGAUCCACUCUUCAGCCCGUUCGUGCGCACUACGCUUGCGCGGGUGGAGGGCGGUGGCACGGGUUGGGACCUCACGCCCCUCUGCGGCGCGGACGCUAAAUUCAACGGAGAAACACAACCGAGAAAUGGACGGGAAAAUGAAAUAAUGAAAGCAUCAGUUAUGAGGCAGUGCUUAAGUGAACUAUGGCGACACCAGCUGACUGUCCCCAAAGUGAAUUGCAGGUAACUGUGGUUCUGGAGCAGGAAGAGGAGCCCACGGGGUUUGGUGAGGCCCAGCUCCUACAGGAGAGUGUGCAGCCACAGCCAGAAGAGUUUGUGGCCAUCGCGGACUAUGCUGCCACUGACGAGACCCAGCUCAGUUUUUUGAGGGGAGAAAAAAUUCUUAUCCUGAGACAAACCACAGCCGACUGGUGGUGGGGUGAGCGGGCAGGCUGCUGUGGGUACAUCCCGGCGAACCACGUGGGGAGGCAGGUGGAGGAGUAUGACCCUGAGGACACAUGGCAGGAUGAGGAGUACUUCGGCAGCUACGGGACUCUGAAACUUCAUUUGGAAAUGUUGGCAGACCAACCACGGACAACAAAGUACCACAGUGUCAUCCUGCAGAACAAGGAAUCCCUGAAGGGCAAGGUUAUCCUGGAUGUUGGCUGUGGCACUGGCAUCAUCAGCCUAUUUUGUGCACACCAUGCACGGCCCAAGGCGGUAUAUGCUGUGGAGGCAAGUGAAAUGGCACAGCACACGGGCCAGCUGGUCCUGCAGAAUGGCUUUGCUGACACCAUCACUGUGUUCCAGCAGAAGGUGGAGGAUGUUGUGCUGCCUGAGAAAGUAGACGUGCUGGUGUCCGAGUGGAUGGGGACCUGCCUACUGUUUGAGUUCAUGAUUGAGUCCAUCUUAUAUGCCCGGGAUGCGUGGCUGAAGGAGGAUGGGGUCAUCUGGCCGACCACGGCUGCCCUGCAUCUGGUGCCCUGCAGCGCUGACAAGGAUUACCACAGCAAGGUGCUCUUCUGGGACAACGCCUAUGAGUUCAAUCUCAGUGCGCUCAAAUCUUUAGCAAUCAAGGAAUUUUUUUCAAAGCCCAAGUAUAAUCACAUUCUGAAGCCAGAAGACUGUCUCUCUGAGCCCUGCACCAUACUGCAAUUGGACAUGAGAACCGUGCAGAUCUCUGAUGUAGAGACCAUGCGUGGGGAGCUGCACUUUGACAUCCAGAAGUCUGGAACCCUGCAUGGCUUCACAGCUUGGUUCAGUGUGCACUUCCAGAGCUUGGAGGAGGGCCAGCCACAGCAGGUGCUGAGCACUGGCCCGCUGCACCCCACCACACACUGGAAACAGACCUUGUUUAUGAUGGAUGACCCAGUCCCAGUCCACCGGGGAGACGGUCACAGGUUCCGUUGUGUUGCAAAGAAACCCGGUAUGGAGAAGGCACAUGUCGGUCACUCUGAGCUGGGCUGUGACUUCCAGACAAGACCCCACAUCUCAAAAAGUUGGAGAGAAAGUCUUCCCAAUCUGGAGAUAACAGUCGAUGAGCUGCUGAGGAAGCACGGUUAAGCCAUUAUCAGGCUAAAAGGAGAUACUGCUGACCAAGACAAGAAAGAUCCGGCUGCUUGCAGAACAAAAGAAGAGGUGAGCUUUUGUGGAUUUUCACGGGAUGGCUAAUGUCUAGUAAUUUCCACUGGCUGGAGCACGGUUCCCGAAAAUACUUCAUCUUAUGUUAGAUUUGGUCCACAGGGUGGUCGUGGUCAAGCCAUCCUAGAGGCAGUUGAAAUUUUGUGUAAUUGGCAUUAUUGUCCAGUGCAAAAAAAAUCUUAGCAGUUUGAUCUGGGCCCCAAGGACUUUAGGUGAUUAUCUGCUGUGGCUGUUGACAAAGCAUAAGGAUGGGGACAGAAAGGAGAGAGAGAAAGAAAACACAAGUUCCAGUGGGCAACAGGUCAAUUUAACUCCACGUUAUACUCUUGAUUCAAACAUUUUAAAAUGACCAACAUCAAAAUAGACUGUGGAGAUGGGAAGGGGAUCUAAAGAUGGGGGAGCUGUGUGGGAGGGCAAAGGAGGUAAAAAGGAUCAAGAUGCAAUGUGUAUGUGCCAGUACCCCAUGAUGAAUGUAUUUAUUAUGUAUCAAAAACAUCUACUAAUAAAGAAGUGGGAAAAAAAUGGUCAACAUGUUUGCAUGCAGACCCAAGUAGGAUCUCACCCAAGGGGUUAACAGAACAAAGGACAUAAUAUGAAGACAAUAUUGUCAACCUUUAUCCUAGUUUAGUCACCUGUCUCUGUAGGUUUAAGUAAAGGAUCAGUAUUCUUAACAAAAGUGCCCUUCCAGUCCUCAGAAGUAACCAGACAACUGAUGUCUUAACUCAUGUCAAACCUAGUAGCAAACUCAUAAUUUAUAGUGCAGCCAUG
Molecule: messenger RNA, 2716 nt
Organism: Fukomys damarensis (Damara mole-rat)
Lineage: Eukaryota; Metazoa; Chordata; Mammalia; Rodentia; Bathyergidae
Gene: Prmt2
Product: protein arginine methyltransferase 2
Biological process (GO): peptidyl-arginine methylation
Cellular component (GO): nucleus
Molecular function (GO): protein binding; protein-arginine N-methyltransferase activity
Source: RefSeq, a predicted model, not a curated record